GUUACUUGAGCGCAGACACGAGACACCAGCUGAAGAAGGCAGUUAGACAGAGAGAACAUAACAAUGAGUCACAAACACACUGCAGAAUAAAGAGAAAGAAAAACACUGGACCAAAAAGCAGGACGGACGCCAAGAGUGACUGAAACCAAAGGACAGAGUGCCGAGAGACAGACAGACAGACAUAGAGAGAGAAAGAGAGAGACACGUCUCUUGGGCUUCUCCCUGUCUGUUGUGGCAGGCAUGGCGUCAGAACCGGGCACGCAGUCCAGAGUGAUGUUUCAGACUAAAGAGCAGCCUGCCCAACGCAAACUGGGCAAACUAACGGUCAAAUACAACCGCAAAGACCUGCAGAGGAGACUGGACAUCGAGGAGUGGAUAGACGGACAGCUGCACCUGCUGUAUGACUGUGAGGAGGAGGAGAUUCCAGAGUUGGAAAUCGACAUUGAUGAACUUCUAGAGCUCACAGAUGCAGAACAGAGAUCUAGACUGCAGGAGCUUUUGCAAGAAUGUGGCAAGCCAAAGGAGGAUUUUAUCAAUGGGGUGCUUUAUCGGAUAAAAGGACUUCGCAAGAUGUCAGGAUCGCUGAAGAAAUAGAAAUAAAUCAAGAUAAUGUGAACCACAUUGCCCCGCCCCUGACCACACCCCAUGUCAUAACUCCACCUCCACCCUUAUGGUAUCUUCCUGUAUGUAUAGUGUUGAAGUCUGUGAAGUCUCUAGAACUGUCAUAAUUCACAUGUGGGACAAUGACGGAAUAUUCUAGAAACUGUGUUUUUAACAACUAUUAACCCUGUACAGUUUUGGCAGCAGAUUUAGAGGCGCAUUGCAAAUAAAAUGUACCGCCUAUUACUCAAAUGCAUUUUUUUUUGUUUUUGUGAAAUGUAAAUUUUGCUUGCCUAUUUAUAUAUAUAUAAGUGUUGUAUGUCACGAUGAACAAUUUCUUUUCAAAAUAAAAGAUUCAGACACGAAACUUGAAAAGCGCACCAUUUGAUUUGGGGUGUGUGUGGAGCGGAGGGGGGCGGGGCCCGGCAAGAAUGUCGCACGCCCGGUCCCCAAUCAGCCUGAUGGGGCGCGCGAGGGAUAAAGGCGGCUGGUGACGAUGGUUCGAGAGAGAGAGAAUUACGGGCAUGUCUGUCAUGUGUGUGUUUAUGUUUGUGUGUUUUGGUUAAAAUUUUUAUUAAAUUAUUAUUUAUAUUGACAAGCCGGUUCUCGCCUCCUUGCCCAUCUUAACCCCCUUACAUUGGUGCCGAGGCCCGGGAAGGAGGAGGGAUGCCCGUCGCAGAGUCCUCGACA
Messenger RNA from Xyrauchen texanus (razorback sucker), 1290 nucleotides. RefSeq names its product protein phosphatase 1 regulatory subunit 14B-like. Gene Ontology annotation, molecular function: protein serine/threonine phosphatase inhibitor activity. The coding region runs from base 241 to 594 and encodes 117 amino acids. NCBI's taxonomy places the organism in Eukaryota, Metazoa, Chordata, Actinopteri, Cypriniformes, Catostomidae. Gene Ontology annotation, cellular component: cytoplasm. Gene Ontology annotation, biological process: regulation of phosphorylation. The record is from RefSeq and is a predicted model, not a curated record. The transcript is spliced from 4 exons.